Molecule: messenger RNA, 990 nt
Organism: Malus domestica (apple)
Lineage: Eukaryota; Viridiplantae; Streptophyta; Magnoliopsida; Rosales; Rosaceae
Product: U1 small nuclear ribonucleoprotein C
Biological process (GO): mRNA splicing, via spliceosome; mRNA 5'-splice site recognition; spliceosomal snRNP assembly
Cellular component (GO): U1 snRNP; nucleus
Molecular function (GO): pre-mRNA 5'-splice site binding; zinc ion binding
Source: RefSeq, a predicted model, not a curated record
AAGCCCAGAACCUUCAAUUCAUUACUUCUCAGCUGCACUGGCGGGUAGCCAGAACCUUCUUCUUUCUUCAAGUCCCCUAGGGUUUUUGCAUUACUCCAGUUUCAGUAAAUCCCCAAUUCCCGAACCCUAAUUCCAGCGAUUCAGAGCAAUGCCAAGGUAUUACUGUGAUUACUGCGAUACUUAUUUGACCCACGAUUCGCCUUCAGUGAGAAAGCAACACAAUGCUGGUUACAAACACAAGGCGAAUGUGCGGGAGUACUAUCAGCAAUUUGAGCAGGAACAAACCCAAAGUUUGAUUGACCAAAGGAUCAAAGAGCACCUUGGCAAUUCUGCAGCUUAUGGUGGUCAGCCUUACGGGAAUAUUGGUGCAGCUUACAGUCAGCAUCUAAUGUCUCAGCCCCGUCUUCCUGGCAUGCCGCAAAUGAUGGCUCCAGGGAUUAGGCCUCCUGUUUUGCCAAGACCUCCUGUACUCAGUGCUCCAGGUUACGGCUCUGCUCCACACAUGAUCCCAAUGAUGGCUCCACCAGGUGCUCCCAGCAUGCCUGGUCAAUUAAAUGCUCCCAUGAGGCCUCCUCCUGCUUUAAAUCCUCCACCAGCAGUUCCUGGCAGCGCAGCACCAAAUACUUCUAAUGGUGCCCCUCCUAUGGCUGCACCUCCGAUGUAUCAACCCAAUCCAACUGCACCAACGAGUGGAGGCUAUGAAAGUUUCAAUCCGAAUACUCAACCGCCUGAUUCUAGUCAGUAAUGUGUCAAAUUGCACCUUCGUUGGAGAAGUCUUCUGCCAUGGUUCGUGCAAAGUGGAGAUUGUGCAAUUUAACAUUUUUGUAGACCCCUUGUAUGAUUGUAUCCUCUAUUUGAAGUUGCACAUCUUAUUUGGACUGCUUGUAUUUAUAAGAGGAAUUUGUCGAAAAUGUGCAGUCAGAGACCGAUUUAAAACGUGUGGUUCUCACCCGUGUUAUUUUAAGAUAGUAUGCUGUUGGCAUUUGAACA